This is a messenger RNA of Amoebophrya sp. A120, 1309 nucleotides long. NCBI's taxonomy places the organism in Eukaryota, Dinophyceae, Syndiniales, Amoebophryaceae. The record is from the annotation of a GenBank genome assembly.
CCUGACUCGCAAUUUAUUCUCAUUUUGAAGUUAAACGGCCAUAGGAUCAUCAUACUUACACGAUGGAUUGGCCCCCUGACGGUUUGGAGUUCAACACGCAAAACUAUCCGAAGUACCACCAAGUCAACGAGUACCUUCCUAACUACGAGCGCGACAAAAUUCGCAUCUGCCGGUGUUGGCAGAGCAAAAAGUUUCCCUUCUGUGACGACACGCACCGCCAACUCGUCGAAGCCGGUGAUGAAGUCGGUCCUUUGGUGGUGCUCUACCGCCGGCGAGCCGGCAUGCCGGCCGGGGGCGUACCGCCGCCAAGUGGGGGAAGCUUCCCCGCGGAAACAGCCGCAGUGCCAGCCAUGGUCAGCGCGAAUCCUUUCCGCACUGGCUUAGCCUCUCGCGUACGCGCAGGGCUGCUCGUAUGGAGAAAAGGCGGACCAAUGCCAUGGGUGUUGCGAAGCGGAAAUACAACGAACUUGCCUUUCGCAUUUUCUUGUUUCUCUAUAGUUGGAUUCGGUUUGGGCUGGGGCAUCGCGGGUUUAUGCAGGAGAAGUUCCGGCGGCGGCUCUGCGCCAAGUUCCGCUACCGAAGCGCGGGAGGGAAAAAAUCGUCGCGCGCAAUUUCCACAGCACACAAAGGAGCAGUCACAGUCUGUCGGCGCUCCAGGAGAUCGGAGCAACCAAGCACACGCUGGCGAUUCACCCCCUGGCCCCAAUGAAGCUGCAUCGACUACUACUAGUUGCGAGCAAGGAGCGGGGGCGACGCCUUUCAGCUCAUGGUCGAUGCCGUCUGCCCGCGAACUAUCAAGGAGAUACGGCUUCUCGUUUUCUCGCCCGCGAACAGUUCCCUCUACUGUUUCAGAUGGUACAACUAGCGACCUCCCACUGCAUCCCGCUUGGACCACCUGUUCUUCGCAGCUACUCCAACAUCCCGGUCUCGGUAACUCCUCGCUGUUACCUCCCCACGAAAUUAUCAAUGGUUUCGCUGCUGCCGGGGUCGUUGGGCAGUCCGCCGGGCAGGGGAAUAAUGGUGGCGCUCCUGUUUUCGGAUCAGGAGUCGAUUUACAUGGUCCCGGGGAGGAAGCCCUCGAUAGUACCCCACAGCGUGAUAUAGACACCACCAGCACGGUCGCGUCCGAGGAGGACCUGUCUGACGACGAUGAACACAUUGCGGACUCAGGGAUGAAUAGUAGAUCUCGCAACUAUCAUCCUGGGAAGAGCCAUAGAGACGAAAGAAAGUAGAUAAAGCAGGACAAACGACUGCGGGCGCUUGAUGAGUAAAGCAAAGACCUGGCGCAUGUUUUGGGUCGUGAAGGGGG